Kalmanozyma brasiliensis GHG001 is the source of this 2688-nucleotide messenger RNA. RefSeq names its product Peptidase C48, SUMO/Sentrin/Ubl1. Gene Ontology annotation, molecular function: deSUMOylase activity. The record is from RefSeq and is a predicted model, not a curated record. The transcript has a single exon. Lineage: Eukaryota; Fungi; Basidiomycota; Ustilaginomycetes; Ustilaginales. The coding region runs from base 1 to 2688 and encodes 895 amino acids. Gene Ontology annotation, biological process: protein desumoylation. Gene Ontology annotation, cellular component: nucleus.
AUGCCUUCCAAAAGAGGGCGUCAAGCGCUCGAAGCAUCAUCAUCAUCCUCUUCCGCCAAUAGCAUGGUGCUGUAUGACUCUUCCAGAUCCUCCGCAGCUUCAUCAAGCCGCACAUCAGUCCACUGGAUCACAAAACGUGUCAGCGGCGUCGGCGCCUUUUUCGCCAAUACAUUCUCUCAAUCGCCAAAGCGUCUCAAGCUCGACUCUCAGCCUGCGGGUAACGGCCAACUACUCCUGACAAAUGGCGCGACAAUGGUGGACUCCACAUCCUACACUCCACCCGCAAGCGGCUUCGUAGACCUCAUAUCAGACUCGGCAGCAGAGUCUUCCAGCUUAGAUACCCGGCUCCUGCUGUCGUCCCAAGAAGGCGCGAUACGUGAUCCGCUCGGUCGCAAGUUCUCGUCGAAUUCAUCGUCGAAUUCAUCCCCAACGGGAGGCCAGGUUGCAAUUGUCGAUACUCGCAGCUCGUCCGUGGAUGAUGCGGAAUCACAGAUCCAGCACACGUCACCCCCUUCCAGUCCGCUUUCCGCAAACGGCACAGACCAUUUACCCGACGGCACUCAGCGGGAUACAAGCCAGCAGUCCUCCCUUCGACACAAAGUCGAUCCCGCAGAUGUCGAAACCGAAUCGACCCCGAAUGUGGAUGACAACCUUGUUGAUGGUCCCGAACCAACAGAUGCCGAUGUCGACCACAUUCAGGCUGUCGCCGAUGCAAAGGUCGGAGAUGGUAUCGAAGGUCCAGUCGAAUGGUCAACAUCACCUCGCGAUGAGGGACCGCAUGCCCUGCGUUCACCACCCUCUGAGCAAGGCAAUGUCUCCGACGAACCGAAUCAGACCCCAAACCACACUCCAUCCGCGGCCAAUGCACCCGACGUCGUGGACCUCGUUUCCGACUCUGAGGACGAAGGAUCGCAGAAUGAAGACCCGGACAAAGAGAACGAUGUGUCCCUCGCAACACCGCGUCUGGACUCACAGGCCACCUUCGCACCCAUUUUCUCAAAUCCCGCUUCAAUAGAGCCGACACGCGUUCGCCAUCCAAGGCAUUCUCUCAUCGGUCCCAUGACCAAGACCGCUCAACGCCAGCUGCGACAAGAGGCCCAGAACGACUCUCUUGACGCUUCUUUUGCGACAUUCAACUCUGACGAGCCAGCAGACAUCUCGGCGAUAGAAGAGGUCCGCAAUGUCGGUCGUCAGACGCAUUUCGUGCAGCCUAAGCGACGCAUCAAUCCGCGCCUUUCCACCCCAUUGGAGCACCUGCGAUCGACCAGCAGAGACCGCUCGUACUCAUUCAGCAGCGACGUUUCGAUGGCCUCCGUCUCUGGGGUUUCGCACAAGACCAAAAGCUCGACCUACAAAAAGCGCGGAUUCAUCUACGAAAAGGAGCAUAAGCGCAACACGGAGCUUUUCAACCAGGCCUCGUUCAAGCAAAAGAUCAGCAAUGCGCUGCAGAACAUCAACCGUCUGCGUUCGGCCGAACGCAAGCCGCGGCUCCAUCGAAAGCACUUGGAGCAGCUCGCGAUCAAGACGGCACAGGUGCAGAGGCUCAUUGCGCAGGACGAUGCCGCAUUGUCCCGGGAUGCCUCGCGAGUCGAGUCCAUCAACGAUCUGGUACAGAAGUUCUUGCGGCAAAAGGAGUUUGAUGCGCAGACGGCUGUGUUGCCGCUUCCGCCGGUCAAGCUGGAGGAGAAGAAGCGGUUGGAGAAGGAGCAGCGGGCCAAGAUGCGAAGGGCGAGGGGUGUGUUGGGUCGAAAGGCGCUGCCCGAGAGGUUAGGGGAGAAGGAGGAAGAGGCGGCAAGGGCGGCGUUCACUACGCGUGGUACCGUCUCUGCGAUUCCUGGCGCGGGGGUGGAAGACCGAGACAUCGCAAAAUUGGGUCCAGGGCAGUGGCUCAACGACGAGGUGAUCAACUUUUACGGCACACUCAUCCUCAUACGUGCCAAUGAAGCCGACAAGAAGCGCACGGAAGCCAUGAAAACCGCCAAAGACGCUCCCGCUCCCAUCACGACGACCGCGGUGACCAACGGUGCUGUUGCGCGCAAGAACGCCAAAUCCAUCCCCAAACGCCCCUACGACUCGUCCCUCGACGCAUUCUGGCGCGUCCACUUUUUCUCCUCCUUCUUCUGGUCCAAUCUCAAGACCCGAGGCUUCGACGGCGUCAAACGCUGGACGCGACGCAUCGACAUCUUCUCAAAGGACCUCAUCCUGUUCCCAAUCAACCUGGGCAACUCGCACUGGGUGUGUGGCGCGAUCAACUUCCGUCGACGUCGAUUCGAGUACUACGACUCGCUAGGGGCGCGGAACAGUUCCGCUUUCACCCUCAUGCGCACCUACGUGACGGAGGAGGCGCGGGACAAGAAGAAGCGCGAGAUCGACUUGCGUGGCUGGGUCGACGUGUUUAGCGAUCAGAGUCCGAGACAGGAGAACGGGUACGAUUGUGGGGUGUUUGCCAGUAUGACGCUGGAGCAGAUCAGUCGGCGUGGCUGGCACACGCCCAUUCCGCUCGACCCACCUAGGAUCAUCUGGAAGGACGAGGGGCUCGACGAGGGAGCGGGCAAGAUGAUGAUCGGAGAGAGAGCGGAGGAGGACGAUGACGAUGACGAGUACGAGUGGAACUUUGAACAGCAAAACAUGCCGUACCUGCGCAAACGCAUGGCUUGCGAGAUCUACUCGAAGCAGCUGCUCGACUAG